CUUCUUUAAUUGCCAGAGUAAACUCAAGAUGACCUCAAUAGAGAAUAGCACAGAAGUGACAACGUUCAUCCUCUUAGGAUUAACAGAUGACCUCAAACUUCAGGUUCCCCUUCUUCUUGUAUUUUUGUUCAUCUAUCUCAUCACUCUCGUUGGGAAUUGGGGGAUCAUGGUGAUAAUCCACUCGGACUCCCGCCUUCACACUCCAAUGUACUUCUUCCUCAGCAACCUGUCCUUUGUAGACCUGGUUUACUCAUCAGCUGUAGCUCCGAAGAUGGUGGCUGCAUUGCAGUCAGGGAACAAAGUCAUCUCCUACAAUGGCUGUGCUGCUCAGUUAUUUUUGUUUGUGGGUUUUGCCACUGUUGAGGCUUACCUCCUGGCCUCCAUGGCCUAUGACCGCCAUGCAGCUAUCUGCAGGCCUCUUCAUUAUACCAGCACCAUGACCACAGGUGUGUGUGCCCUCCUGACAAUCAGCUCCUAUGCCUGUGGCCUCCUCAAUGCUUCCAUUCAAACGGCAAAUACCUCCAGGCUCUCCUUCUGUGGUUCUAAUGAAAUUAAUCACUUUUUCUGUGACAUUCCCCCACUCCUAGCGCUUUCGUGCUCCAACACACAUAUCAGCAAAUUGGUUGUCUUCUGUGUUGUUGGCUUUAAUGUCUUUUUCACCUUCCUGGUCAUCCUCAUCUCUUACCUCUUCAUAUAUAUUACCAUUCAGAGGAUACAUUCUGCUGAAGGAAGGAAGAAAGCCUUCUCUACGUGUGCGUCCCAUCUCACGGCAGUGUCCACAUUCUAUGGCUCAAUCAUCUUUAUGUACUUACAGCCCAGCUCCAGCCAAUCCAUGGGCAUGGACAAAAUAGCAUCUGUGUUCUAUUCUCUGGUGAUUCCCAUGCUGAACCCCUUGAUCUACAGCCUUCGAAACAAAGAAGUGAAAAAUGCUCUCUGGAAAAUACUCAACAUACUUCACUCCCAAUCUUCAGGUGUGAGAAGGAAAUAGGCAGAUACCUCAAAUAUCAGACCUAAAUGCCUUCAUGACUUUUGAGGUUUGACAGAUUUGUUUUUUCUUUAUCAGAAACAAUGGCUACUUCUGCUAUUAACAGAUGUUGUAAAAGCAGCCCUUUGAAAUGUCUCACUCAAGAAGAUAAUUUUAUUUUUGGUGAAUGGCAGCAUGGGACAUUUAUAUCCUUCUUGCAUUUGUUUCUUGACAUGGUUUAAAGCUAAAGAUGAAAACAAGCUGAAUGCACUGAAUUUCCCCUUCCUAUUUUUAAUGGGAAGAAAUUUCCACUCACUAUU
Pipistrellus kuhlii (Kuhl's pipistrelle) is the source of this 1284-nucleotide messenger RNA. Its product is annotated as olfactory receptor 1444-like. Gene Ontology annotation, molecular function: odorant binding; G protein-coupled receptor activity; olfactory receptor activity. Gene Ontology annotation, cellular component: membrane. The transcript has a single exon. Bases 29 to 988 code for a protein of 319 amino acids. The record is from RefSeq and is a predicted model, not a curated record. NCBI's taxonomy places the organism in Eukaryota, Metazoa, Chordata, Mammalia, Chiroptera, Vespertilionidae. Gene Ontology annotation, biological process: sensory perception of smell; G protein-coupled receptor signaling pathway.